GGACUGGCUGGACUGGCCAAAUGAUAGAUCUCAUCAACUUCCAAAUACAAUGGCCUUACGAUGUCGUGAUGUACCAAUUCGAAAUUCUCAUGGCCGACCCAGUGCUCGACAUUUCUCUUUCGUCCAGUAAAAAAAUUAUCCACAACUAUAACUUCAUGACCGGCCAACAUCAAUCGAUCUACCAAAUGUGAACCAACGAAACCAGCUCCACCGUAACGGUGGCAGUGGCAUUUGAAACAUGGCAGACAUCAUUGACUGUAAUUUUCCUGUGUGGGGCCUACUGCCUAAAAAAGAAACAGGUGUCACUCAAUUUCUCACGAAAUAUCCCGAAUACGAUGGACGAGGCGUCAUUAUUGCUAUUCUCGAUUCCGGUGUCGAUCCUGGAGCACCGGGUAUGCAGGUGACCUCGGAUGGAAAAACAAAAAUAAUUGAAAGAUUUGACUGCAGCGGUGCCGGCGAUGUUGACACAAGCAAAAUUGUACAGGCUCCGGAUGGAUAUAUAAAUGGUAUCACUGGUCGUAAAUUAAAGGUCCCUACAAAUUGGAAUAAUCCAAGUGGUGAAUAUCAUAUCGGGAUAAAAAAUGUAUUUACAUUAUAUCCUGGCAAAUUAAAAGACAGAAUUACAGCGGAAAGAAAAAAAAAAUUUUGGGACGAUGGACAAAAAGCUGCACUUGCAGAAGCUAGUAGAGCGUUACAAGAAUUUGAGGCCAAGAAUCCACAAUUAUCCACCUUAGAAGAAAAAUUACAAAAAGAGGAAUUAGAAGCUAGAGUAGAAGUACUCAUUAAUGCAGAAAAAAAAUAUUCAGAUUCUGGACCUACGUAUGAUGUUGUUGUUUUUCAUGAUGGUGAAAUGUGGAGAGCGUGCAUUGAUACUUCUGAACAAGGUGAUUUAGAAUCUGGUGUUUAUCUUGGAGAAUAUUCUUUGACGAAAGAAUAUGCUCCUCUAACUCAAGAAGAUCAGUUAAAUGUUAGCAUUAAUGUUCAUGAUGAAGGAAAUACACUUGAAAUAGUUAGUCUUUGUUCAAGUCAUGGAACGCAUGUAGCUUCAAUAGCAGCAGCUUAUUUUCCUGAAAACCCGGAAUUAAAUGGUGUAGCACCUGGUGCUCAAAUAAUUUCACUAACAGUAGGAGAUGGACGAAUAGGCACUAUGGAAACAGGAACAGCAAUAGUAAGGGCAAUGAUAAACAUCAUGCAGCGUAGAAAAGAAAAAAUUCAUCUUAUAAAUAUGAGUUAUGGUGAACAUGCUCAUUGGUCUAAUGCAGGACGAAUAGGAGAAUUAAUGAACGAAGUUAUUGAUAAGUAUGGUAUAACAUGGGUUGCAUCUGCUGGAAAUCUUGGACCAGCGUUAUGUACUAUUGGAACACCACCAGACAUCAAUUCAAACAGUAUUAUUAGUGUUGGUGCUUAUGUUUCACCUGAUAUGAUGGUGGCUGAAUACUCUCUAAGAGAAAAAAUGCCUGGUAUGCCAUACACAUGGUCUUCUCGUGGUCCAAUGAUAGAUGGUGGUUUUGGUGUUACUGUAUGUGCUCCUGGUGGAGCUAUUACGAGUGUUCCUAAUUUUACAUUAAGAAAAAGUCAACUUAUGAAUGGUACAAGCAUGGCCAGUCCACAUGUUACUGGUGCCAUUGCGGUGCUUAUAUCUGGACUUAUAGCUAAAGGUUGUCCAUAUUCCCCAUAUAGUAUCAAAAGAGCUCUUGAAAAUACUGCUUUAUACAUAUCAACUUUGGAUCCAUUUGCACAAGGUUCAGGCUUAUUGCAAGUUGAACGUGCAUUUGAUAAUCUUGUUGCCUAUUGCGAUGCACCAGAAAGAGAUGUCAGAUUUUCAAUCAGUUGUACCGCACAUAAUUCGAAAGGAAUUCAUAUGAGAAUCGGUGUUAUUGAUCGGCCGAAAGAUUAUCCAGUUACUGUUGAACCAGUAUUCCUUGAUAGUGAAAACACCGAUCCAUCACGUAAAAUUGAUUUUAAUUUAAAAUUGACUUUGGUGUGCGAGGCAUCUUGGGCUCGAUUUCCAACGCAUCUUGACCUAAUGCAUAUGCCCCGUGCUUUCUCAAUUAGUAUCGAUGGUUCUAAUUUGCCAGAAGGUGUUCAUGCUACAAGCGUUAGAGCUUAUGAUGUAACCAAUAUUGCAAAAGGGCCAGUGUUCCAAAUUCCUAUCACGGUAGUGCAACCAAUGGUACUGCCAAAAACAGCUCUUCUCCCUGAUCUAAUAUAUACAAAUGUUUUAUUUAAACCAAAUACAAUCAAGCGUCAUUUUAUUCUCGUUCCCGAGGAUGCCACAUGGGCAGUUCUCAAGUUAAGGAGUACAGAAAAGGACAAGACCAGCAGAUUUGUACUUCAUACUAUUCAAUUGAAACCACGAUUAGCAUGUAAAACACUUGAAGUUAAUAAAAUGAUAGGAGUUACACCACAAACAGAAUGUGUUCAACCAUUUGCUGUUGAGGGUGGUUUGAUUGUGGAAGUUGUUAUUGCAAAAUAUUGGGCAAGUUUAGGGGAUAUGUUAAUAGAUUACUCAAUAGAAUUUCAUGGUAUUCGUAUAAUAAAUGGUAACUUAACAAUGCAAUCGGGCGAUGGUAUAAAUCGCUUAGAAAUACGAAGUUCUUUAAGAAUUGAAGAAGUUGUACCAUGCGUUACUCUUAAAUCAUCUGUACAAAUUUUAAAACCGACGGAUUCAAAAGUUAUUCCUUUACGAAAUCGUGACAUUAUUCCACCAACCAGACAAAUUUAUGAAUUACAAUUAACAUACACAUUCCAUUCAGCAAAAGCAACUGAAGUUACGCCAAAUGCUGCACUACUUAGUAAUUUGCUGUAUGAGAGUGAAUAUGAGAGUCAAAUGUGGAUGAUAUAUGAUAACAACAAACAACUUGUUGCCUGUGGUGAUGCAUAUCCAUCUAAGUACACUAUUCAAAAAUUGGAAAAGGGUGACUAUACAUUGAAGAUGCAUGUACGUCACGAAAAGAAAGAAUUAUUAGACAGAUUAACAGAUAUGCCUUUGCUUUUGAGUCAAAAACUUAAUAAUCCGAUAAUACUUGAUAUUUAUGCCAGUCAAUCUCAGGCAAUGAUUGGUGGAAAAAAGAUGGUUGCCGCAUCUGUUCCACCUGGGCAUAUUCUUCCCUUAUUUGUUGCGCCUAUGUUAAAUGAAAGCAACACAGAAAACAAGAUAUCCAAAGGUGCUACUCUUGGUAGUUAUCUACAAGGUACAAUUACAUUAUGUAAAGAUGAAUUGGAUAGGAAAGUAGAUUACUAUACGUUUAAAUACAUAUUAUCUGAACCUACUAAAAAAUCAAGUAAUGCUACAUCUAAAUCAGAUAAGGAAAAAACUACCAAAUGGGAUGAAUACAAUGAAGCACUACGAGAUUUAAAAUGCACAUGGCUUGCAAAACUUGAACCAGGUGAAUAUGCAAACUUAUUGUAUGGAGAAUUGAAGAACAUCUUCUCAGAUCACUUGCCUGUACAUACUGCCAUGUUGACAUCAUUGGAUUCUCCUGAAGCACGUCGUCAUGUACCUCAUGAUGAUGUAUCUGAAAAUUCUAUUGCUCUUGCCAAUCAAAUAUUAGCCGUUGCAGAUGUUGUCAUUACAAAUAUUGAUCAGGAUAAACUAUUAGCCUACUAUGGCCUAAAGACUGAUCAACGAUCUGAUGCUGCCAAAAUUAAAGCAACAAUGGAUAAACAAAAGAAUACAUUAGUAGAAGCGUUAGUGAAAAAAGGUUGUGCGUUAGCACGAUUAUAUGUCCAUGGUACAAAAAAAGGUGAUGGUAAUAGUUCUCAUGAGCAUUUACUUGAGGGUGUUACAAACAUAUGGCAAGAAGUACAGAAAUUUGCUGAACCAACUGACAAUAAGGUGCUUAUAUUAUCUUUGUGGCAUGCACACAUUAAUAAUCAUUAUGGACGAUAUUUGAAAUUAUUGACACGUUUUUAUGAAGAAAAACCAAUAAAAGAAAUAGAUGAAAAGUGUAUAGAAAUUACAAGGACUUUGGGUUGGAAUCAUUGGUCGCAUCAUAUAAUUGCAAGCAUACCAGCACGUUAUCCAGGAGCAUAUAGGACAUUUUGAUUAAUAGAUAUUGACGAACAAAUCAUGAAUUCUUUUCAGAUUUAACACAAUUUUUGGCUAACAUCGUAAUAAGAAAAACAAACUUUAAGAAUGAGUUUUUAAUUGCACUGUAAUGAUAAUGACAUUGUGUCAUGCAGAUGUAAAAUACAUUUAGAAAAAUAUUAUUUUAUUCAUAGA
Molecule: messenger RNA, 4225 nt
Organism: Vespa velutina
Lineage: Eukaryota; Metazoa; Arthropoda; Insecta; Hymenoptera; Vespidae
Product: tripeptidyl-peptidase 2
Exons: 20
Coding region: 239-4048 (1269 amino acids)
Biological process (GO): proteolysis
Cellular component (GO): cytosol
Molecular function (GO): serine-type endopeptidase activity; tripeptidyl-peptidase activity
Source: RefSeq, a predicted model, not a curated record